CAACAACAACAUGUCCACGACCAUCUAUCCCGUCAACGGCUUCGACCCAGCGCACCUCAAGGGUGCUACGGUGGUUAUUCCCGCCCUGUCCCUCGGCAACGUCCCGCAGCUCGCGGCCGACCUGCUCGUCACCUCGCUCUCUCUCCGCCGCGUCGCCUUCGUAGGGCUGGGCGACACGGUCGCUCCCUUCGCGGGGCGGGGCGAAGACGGGAUCGCCACGGGCGGCCUCGAAUUACACGGCACGCCGACCGGCGACUUGUUCGUGCUCCUGCAGCGCGCCCCGACGCUCAAAGCGAGGAAAGACGAGCACGUGUUCCUCAUCUCCACGCUCGUCGCGGACGCGGGCGUCUCUCUCGUCCUUGCAUCUCUCGACGCCGCGCACCAAGACGACGCGCAGUUGCUCACGCCGCACCAGUGCAUCCUGCCCCCGCACCAUCUCCCGCAGCCGGUGCUGGACCGCUUGGCGGCCCUCCCACCCCUCCGGAUCACGCUCGACCAGCCCGUGUCGGGAUAUCCCCCGUUCCUGCCGGGCGCGGGGUUGACGCGCCGCAUCCUCGCCGCGUUGGCGGACAAGCCGAGCGGCGCGAUCGCCGCAUGGGUCGUGGAGGGAGAUAACCGGGGCGACGCGCAUGCGCUCGCGCGCGCCGUGCUGCGCCUGCUCGACAUCGAGGCCGAACUGCGCGAGCCGGCGAGCUGGGCGGGCCUCUUCGGCCCCGAAGAGUGGAGCGGGGGCACGGGGCUCAACGCCGAGAUCUACGGCUAGUGGCAAACCAAGACAUCCGAUACAGUGUAGGACUACAUUAUAGCUAUUCGGCGGUGCCGCCGACCUUCAUGAAGGCUUUGAGGGC
This is a messenger RNA of Cutaneotrichosporon oleaginosum, 848 nucleotides long. RefSeq lists its product as uncharacterized. Gene Ontology annotation, biological process: proteasome assembly. Lineage: Eukaryota; Fungi; Basidiomycota; Tremellomycetes; Trichosporonales; Trichosporonaceae. Gene Ontology annotation, cellular component: nucleus; cytosol. The record is from RefSeq and is a predicted model, not a curated record.